GUGGACGGUCACGGUGGGCCGUGCCCACGGCUUCAAUAACAGCAGCAGCUCACCUCGCCGUCCAGUUCGUCACUCACACGCGGAGACAAAAACACCUUCACAAUUCGCGAAAGCUCAGCUGCUUCUGCUUCUUCUUCUUCUUUCGGAUUCGAGAAGAGGAUGUCCAUCUCGCUGCGCCUCGCGGUCCCGACGGCGGCGCCGCCCGUGCUGCCGCCGCUGCGGCAGUCUGCGGUGCGGGCGGCGGGCUCCCCCGCCGCCGCCGCUCUGCGGACGGGCGCGCUCAGGGGAUGCGCCUCGCUGCCGCUGAAGCCGCAGCCGCUGCUGGGGGCGGGACAGGCGGCGAGCGGUCGCCGGGGUGGCGCCGCCGUGUGCCACUCGUCGGCGCACCUGAGCGCGCGGACGAUGCAAUGGGUCUCCGCCGGGGCCACCGCAGUGCUAUUGCUUGCUAAAGGCACAGCCAUACACAAAUCUUUCCUUGUGCCACUGUUUGCUCUGCUAGCACCUUGCAGUGUAAUCUCAUGGAUCAAGAGUGACUAUGGUCAGUGGACUGCUUUUCUUGCUCUUUUGGUGCGUUUGUUCUUCUCCAUUCCAGGUGAGCUGGAGCUUCCAUUGUCAACUAUGCUGCUCGUGAGUGUUGCUCCUUACCAGUUGAUGAAUCUGAGGGGAACUCAAGGUGGUGCAGCACUGUCUUUGGCAUUGGCUGGGUACCUCGCUUUUCAGCACUUCACCAGGGUUGGGGGUUUAGGGAAAGCAUUUGAUCAGGGAUCAAUAAUUGCAACCUUGGCCAUCAUCUGCAUCACAGUUAUCCCCUUGAUGAUGUUGUUCUGAGUCAGAUUAAGCUGGCAAGCCGUUGUUCAUUGUGGGCAUUGCAGGAGCUAGUAGGGAGUACAGAAAAAUAAUAGCUUUGUAAUGCAACACCCUGUCAGACUUUGUGGCCUUGAUAAAAGUAAUAAUUUAUGAGAUGGCUACAGAAAUGUUUACUGAUGCUGAUGUCUUCAGGGAUUUGCUCAUUUUCUCA
Molecule: messenger RNA, 1018 nt
Organism: Oryza sativa Japonica Group (Japanese rice)
Lineage: Eukaryota; Viridiplantae; Streptophyta; Magnoliopsida; Poales; Poaceae
Product: cold-regulated 413 inner membrane protein 1, chloroplastic
Cellular component (GO): membrane
Source: RefSeq, a predicted model, not a curated record